AUGGCCCAGGCAGAAGAUAGAAUCACGGGUCGGAGCCUGCACAAACUCACCGCCGCUCCGUUGGGGUCGUCGUCGUCACACCAGGCCGUUACUGUGGGUCAAGUGGUGCGUUCCGAAGGAGAAGGAGGAGAAGGAUGCCUUUCAGUGGUUGCUAGGCUCACCCAGCUGCUCGUAUCGCCCAACCCCUUGUCAAUGGUCAACUGGAAGCUGGGUAUUGCGCGACCCAGUUUCCUUGCCCUUCCCCUGCGCUUGCCUUGUGGCCGGUGGGCCUGGUGGGACAGGAGUACUAUAAUUACCCAUUUGCCUACGUCUUUUCGCACUCACCGGGUAUUCGUGCCCACCUGGUGUGGCUCUUUCCUCCUUCACUUUCGCUCCUACACCUUGCAUUGUCCUUCUGCACCUGUGGUGCACCACGACACAAGUGCCUGGGAGGUUUCGCCACCCCUCACCGAGCUCGUGCCGCUGGGGUUGGCUGGCUUUGACGCUACAUCUCCACAAGGAGCGGCACCGCAACACGAGCUAGGGUGGUGUUGUGACUUGAGAGCUGAGAGCCGCAUCGUGUUGUAUGUCUCUUUCGAACGUGGAGUGGGUUGCGUGAUGUUUUCGCCACCAGUUGUGGCGAAGGCGAUUCGGUGGUAAUCUUUGACAGUGGUGUUCACCUCAAGAUCCACGAUUUCGUCUGAUCAUGACGUAGUCGGACUCCUUACAGACUGCAGUCGUGUGAGUGACCUCCUGCUGUGAAAGGAGCAGUGGGGAUCGAAAAUGGGCGUAGGAAAUGAUGUUAUUCGACGGUAUGAAUGCAACACUUAUUCCUCUGUGCAUGUGAGUGCGCAUAUAUAAAUAUUCGCAGUCAUUACCAACCUUUGUAUAUGCAAUGUUUUGUAAGAUAUUUUUAAAGCCGCAGUUGUUAUUUUAUGGUUUCAUACAUGCAAUCAGUGUACUUAGCCGAUACCAGCAGUCCACUACUGGCGUAUGAUUUCUCUGCAAUUCCCGACAUCGUUGGGCCCGUAUCAGUGAAUUAAAGGCCAUUGCGAACAGUGUACUAUCCUCACUCAACUGUACUUACCAUCAUGCAGCCUCACAUGAGUAGAAGAAGAAUCCUGACCUACAGCUCUUAUCGAAUGUGUACUUCAUUGCAUUUCACAUUCCUAUCCUACCUACCUCUAACCCUCACCGUGAUGUAGUUAUAACCACAGGCUUCACAGCUCCUGCAGCUGUCCUCGGCAGGGACGUUACAGCUGGGGGGAUUGGCCGUUUAGUGUAGGAUGAUAUCCUCAUGAUAGCCCUUUCAUCAGGCGUUGUAACCUGUACAAGAACAGAAUGUCGCGUAGUCUUUCGCAUAUUUAGAGAAUAGUUCUUAACGAUUUAUAUUUACAGGCAGCUGCCAAUACUAUCGCGCAUUUCGUCUCUUUGCUAGUGGUAUAGGACUCGCCUACACAGCGUGGUCCCCACUAACAGGCCGUGCAUGAAGUCUGCGUAUUCAGGUGAAGGUUGCUGUCUUUCUUGAACAUGCAUUUCUAUUCCAACAUGGGAAAGACUGCAAACUCCACCAGUGAACAAUACAAAGUGGCAAGCAGUAACAUCGUCGUGGACUCAUCUGUUCCCGUUCUGCCUCGACCUUUGGAUCCAUUGCACCGGGCUCCUCCCAACCAAAUCCAAUCCUCUGCUGAUAACGCACCAGCCUCGCAAUCAUUCUACCACCGAAGGCACAGUUCUAAUAAGAGCAAGCAAUGGACUGUUACUUUGGUCGCAGACAGUGUGACAUGGUGAUCAGGUGCAGACUGCGUUGCACAAUUAAAACAGACUGUUUGGCUUCAUGAUGCACUGGAAUUAAAUAACUGCCCUGGCUCGAACCCAUUUCAUUACCCCAAUACUACCGAUUCAAUGAAGACAGUACACUAUUAGCGACGCGGAAUCACGAACCCAAUCGGCGCCGUCAGCUGCAAAUGCAUGGGAUAGGACUGGACACGGCUCUCCUUCGAGUGCCCGAAGCGUGUGAAACUCUACAUCUAGAUGAGCGUCGAUCAUUCCAGAGUGUCGAUGCCCUGCUCUGAUUACGCCGCAUUACUGCCUGAUUGUGUUACAAUCGAUCCACCGACUCAUUGAUCAACCUAUUCAAUUCAUCUAGAAUUGUAGCAUUGUAUAGUUAUUUCAGGCGAUGUGCAUGGUAGGAGUUUAAACUUACAAAAACUUGCUGAUGAUGUGUAUGUUGCAAAGGAUCAGGUUGGUUGUUUUUAAACAAGUGCGUAACGGUAUGUGUCGGUUCAUGUUUGGUCUUAAACAUGAAAGUUUGGUGGUUUGUUUCAAUAGUGUGGACUAGAAUGGUGAACUGUUCUACAAAUGUAAGAAAGGCAUCUUUUAGAAACGAGAUCAAUUUGGAAGUGCUUA
Messenger RNA from Physcomitrium patens, 2388 nucleotides. NCBI's taxonomy places the organism in Eukaryota, Viridiplantae, Streptophyta, Bryopsida, Funariales, Funariaceae. The record is from RefSeq and is a predicted model, not a curated record.